Spirodela intermedia is the source of this 1101-nucleotide messenger RNA. The record is from the annotation of a GenBank genome assembly. NCBI's taxonomy places the organism in Eukaryota, Viridiplantae, Streptophyta, Magnoliopsida, Alismatales, Araceae.
AUGGGGACUCUUCCGCAGAACCUCCCAUUCACUGUUCUCUCCAUAUUCUUCCUCCUCUGCUACUCGACCUCCACCGGCCGCAGCAACCCGCUGUGCGUGCCGGAGCCUCAGGUUGCGGUGGCUCCCCUCGACGUGGACCUUCUCCAGUUCGCUCUCAACUUGGAGCACCUGGAAGCGGACUUCUUCCUGCACUCGGCGCUGGGCCAAGGACUCGAUGCCAUCGCACCGGAGCUGGUCAUGGGUGGGCCUCCCCCCAUCGGGGCGCGCAGGGCCAAUCUCGACGGCCUCACUCGGGCCAUCAUCACCGAGUUCGGGUUCGAGGAAGUGGGUCACUUGAGGUGGGUCGUCUUCUUCCUCCUGCAACCCUAACCCUAACACUCCGCUGACACCUCUCUCGCCUUUACUACCAGGGCCAUCAAGUCCACCGUCGGCGGCUUACCCCGGCCGCUGCUGGAUCUGAGCCCACACAACUUCGCCGAGAUCUUUAACCAGGCUCUGGGGUACCCUCUGGAGCCGCCAUUCGAUCCUUACGCCAACACCAUCAACUACCUCCUGGCCUCCUACGUGAUCCCCUACAUGGGCCUCGUCGGCUAUGUUGGGGCUAACCCGAUCAUCAGCGGCUUCGUUUCCAGGAGAGUAAGAGCUACCCUUCCGAACCCAUCUCCUCCUCCCUCUGGUUUUCCGAUCUCUGAACUCGACUAAGCGGGGGCGCAACCAUCGCAGCUGCUCGCCGGGCUUCUGGGGGUGGAAGCGGGGCAGGACGCAGUCAUCAGGAGAAUGCUUUUCGGGCGCGCCGGCGAGGUCGUCCACCCUUACAACCGUACGGUGGCGGAGUUCACCGCCGGCGUGUCGGCGCUGAGGAACCGGCUGGCCAAGUGCGGCGUCAAGGACGAGGGCGUCAUCGUGCCGCCGAAGUUCGGCGCCGAGGGCAGGACCAGCAGCAAUGUCCUCUCCGCCGACGGCGAGUCGCUCUCGUAUGCGCGUUCUCCGGUGGAGAUUCUCAGCGUUGUGUACGGCACCGGCGACGAGCACCGGACGGGGGGCUUCCUUCCGGCCGGCGGCGUCGGGAGGAUCGCCCAACGCUGCCUCAGUUCUCCAUGA